AUGGCGACUACAAUCCGCAUCGCAGAUGCAGUUCACCCAAAGACAGGUCUAGAGUUCACCAGAACCGAUACCCAAACUUCACGGACUACACGAAGAAGAGGAAGUGUCGGUGACGAUGGGAUCUACAACAUCCGUUCACGAUCCCGGCAACCGUCUCGCGCGCCGUCCGAGUACAGUAUCAAACCUGAUGGCGAUCCUGGGCUACGCAAAGAAGGCGACUUCAAGCAGGUGCAGGUCUUCAAUGGUAAAAUGCUCCUCUGGCUGGCGUACCAGGCUACUGGCGUCAUCUAUGGCGAUAUCGGCACCAGCCCCCUUUACGUGUACUCUUCGACGUUCACGUCUGUUCCUUCCCACAGCGAUCUGAUCGGCGUGCUCUCCCUCAUCAUCUGGUCGCUUACCAUGAUGGUCACGGUCAAGUACGUUUUGAUCGUCUUGCGGGCCGACAACGAUGGUGAAGGAGGAACUUUCAGCACGUAUUCAUUGUUGAGUCGCUAUUUAAACAUCACAAAUCGCGACCCGAGAGAAGCCUCCCUGGUCCGCAUGCGUCGUUACGCCUCUGGUGACCUCGAGUCUGCAGGUCGCGUCAUGCGCCAGGGCAUCGAAUCACACAAAUUUUUCCGGGGCUUGCUCAAGGUCAUGGGAGUGUUGGCCGUGGCCAUGGUCAUCGCGGAUGGUGUCUUGACUCCGGCUCAGUCAGUGCUUGGAGCUGUCCAGGGCGCGAAAGUCGUGAAUCCCAGUCUCUCCAAGGGCACGAUUGUCGGCAUCACCGAUGCCAUCCUGGUGGUGUUAUUCCUGGUCCAACCACUUGGCAUCACGAAGAUCACCGUCGCUUUCUCGCCCAUCAUCCUCAUCUGGCUCGCGUUCAAUGCCGUCUUCGGGAUUUACAACCUGGUCAAGUUCGACGCAACCGUCUUCAAGGCGUUCAAUCCGGGAUAUGCCUUUGACUUUCUCAUACGCAACGGAGAGCAUGGCUGGAGACAACUCGGCGGCGUCUUGCUUGCCUUUACCGGUGUCGAAGCUCUAUUCGCAGAUCUCGGUGCCUUCAGCAGACGCGCUGUUCAAUUGAGUUGGCUAUGCUACUCCUUCCCGUGUCUACUGCUGGCGUAUAUUGGCCAGGCGGCGUAUAUCAGCGAGCAUCCAGAUGCGUAUGACAACCCUUUCUUCAACGCUGCUCCACCAGGUACCAUAUACCCGGCACUGAUUAUCGCCAUUUUCGCUGCUAUCGUGGCUUCCCAAGCUAUUAUUACGGCGACAUUUCAGCAGCUCUUGCAUCAAGUUAUGAAACUGUCAUACUUUCCACAACUCAAAGUCGUUCAUACUUCUAAAACAUUCCAUGGCCAACUUUACGUACCUCUGGCGAAUUGGCUACUCAUGAUCGGCACCAUUCUCAUUGCCUCCAUUUACAACAACACAACAUCCUUGGGCAAUGCCUACGGUGUUUGUGUCAUGUUCGUCACAUUCUUCGAUACAUGCAUGGUCUCUCUGACGGCCAUUUUCGUGUGGCGGCUGUCGCCGUUUCUUGUGGUCUUGCCGUGGCUCACCAUCGCCUGCAUGGACGCCACGUUUCUGUCGUCUGCGCUCACCAAGGUUCCGGACGGGGCGUGGUUCACCAUCACCUUGGCCAUUCUCCUCGCAAGUGUCUUCCUUCUGUGGCGUUUUGGCAAAGAACAACAAUGGUUUGCCGAGGCCGAAGACCGCUUCCCUACAAGCCACUUUGUCCAAGUAGGACCCGACAACCAGUUGCAGCUGAGCAGACGGUUCGAGGGCGACCGACUCAGCAUGAUCAAGGGUUUUGGCAUCUUCUUUGACAAGGCUGGCGAAACGACGCCAAUCAUCUUCAGUCAAUUUGCACUGAAGCUCACGGCCGUUCCAGAGGUCAUGGUUUUCUUCCACCUUCGACCACUGGAAACUCCUUCCGUCGCCGCAUCCGAGCGUCACACCGUUUCCCGGCUCGCCAUCCCCCAUUGCUACAGACUGGUGGUGCGGUACGGGUACAACGACGAAGUCAUCACGCCGGACCUCGCAGGCGUCAUCUAUGAGCAGAUCAGACUGUUCUUGAUGAGCGAAGAUCCCAAGUCUGUCGUGAAAAUGGACCAGGAGGAGAAGUCGAGCGAAGAGGAAGGCACACCGGAGCCGGGGCUUGAACGCGACGGUGGCCCUGGCGAGGAAAGUUCCGGCGCCGAACUCGCUCGUCUCGAUGCCGCAUACGCACACAAGGUCAUGUACAUCAUGGGCAAGGAGCAGAUGAAGAUCAAGGCCAGGACGAACUACUUCCGAAAAGUCUUGCUCUGGGCGUUCCUGUGGAUCAGGGACAACACGCGGACGAAAAUGGCCAAUUUGAAUGUCCCCAUGGAUCGAGUGAUUGAAGUUGGAUUUCUGAAACAGAUUUGA
Molecule: messenger RNA, 2391 nt
Organism: Exophiala spinifera
Lineage: Eukaryota; Fungi; Ascomycota; Eurotiomycetes; Chaetothyriales; Herpotrichiellaceae
Product: potassium uptake protein
Exons: 5
Coding region: 1-2391 (796 amino acids)
Biological process (GO): potassium ion transmembrane transport
Cellular component (GO): membrane
Molecular function (GO): potassium ion transmembrane transporter activity
Source: RefSeq, a predicted model, not a curated record